Astrephomene gubernaculifera is the source of this 729-nucleotide messenger RNA. NCBI's taxonomy places the organism in Eukaryota, Viridiplantae, Chlorophyta, Chlorophyceae, Chlamydomonadales, Astrephomenaceae. The record is from the annotation of a GenBank genome assembly.
CCAUAAAGUCAUAGCGAAGAGGGGUACCUGCCUAAUCUCAUAUGUUACGACACAUGGCACCGACGGGACCACUCGCGGCACUCGCGUUUCUUACUACCGUCACAUUUAGCCGCUGGGCCUCCGCAAUUCAAGUGGCAUCACCACCUCCACCUCGUUCUCUGGUCCGGCCUACGUACGUGCUUGCAUUCUUCGGGGAUAGCUUAACAGAUACCGGGAACACUCUGAGGGUUGCUGGCGUGCCUGACCCGGCCGUGUACUACAAGGGAAGGUAUACGGAUGGGCCGAACUGGGUUGACCGACUAAAGUCCACGUUGGUCAAGAAACACAAGGUUAAGGUGUUCAACUACGCGUACGGAGGCGCCACCGCCUGUCCCAGCCCCUUAAUCAGUGGCACGUACCCGUUCGUUAAGGACUUGUCCAACCAAACGGAGGCCUUCCUAGCCGACCUUAAGAACGGCAGGAUUCCGUACGGAAAGGACGUCAAGACGUUGCCGAUACAGUACAUUGGCAGCAACGAUGUAACGAACACCCUGGGAGCUGCCAUGCUGAGCGGUGCAGCCCUAGACGCCGGCCAGGUGCAGAGCCUGGUUCGCUCCAUCGCAGCCUGCCGCCUGCAGUGGGCCAAGACGCUGUCAGCCGCCGGGAUGAGGGACAUCGUGAUGCUGCCCAUGGUGCCUAUGCACAUGGCACCCAAGGUGCCGGCCGCGUACAAACCGUUGGUUCUUCAGU